Molecule: messenger RNA, 3069 nt
Organism: Nyctereutes procyonoides (raccoon dog)
Lineage: Eukaryota; Metazoa; Chordata; Mammalia; Carnivora; Canidae
Gene: ACTMAP
Product: actin maturation protease
Exons: 6
Coding region: 636-1649 (337 amino acids)
Source: RefSeq, a predicted model, not a curated record
UGGAAGGGGAGGCGGGCUUUAUUUUUUGGCUCGCCUGCGGCUCCCAGCGGUGUCGCGGCUGCCGGCGCCCUCCCGUCUCUGUGCCUUCCCCAACCCGGAGGACUUUUCCUUUUGCGCUCUGAUUCCAGCACCUGCUCCACGACUAAGUCAUUCUCCCUGCCGGGUGUUUUUUGAUCUCUUGAGCGCUGAUUCAAAGGUCAGCUCCAAGGUUCCGAACUGGGGCCCGGGAUGUGAGGGGUUUCAGAGCCUAAAUUCCCUAGUCUGUAGCCCCGGCCCCGAAUCCCACCCGAGCGGGGCCUUCAUUUUCCCAGAACUGACUCGCGAGUUUCCAAACCUCGUUCCGGAUAAUACAGUAACUCUUAACUACCCUCCCCCCACCUUGAGCCUUGCAGCCCAACCCCACACCAAGAUCUAGUUGCGGAUAAAGGACCCGCCCUGUUAACUUCUUAGAUCCCCUGAUGAUUUGAGUCCAAAUGUCAGUCCUGGUUCUUUUGAGUCCCACCGCUCAGCAGCCAAGUUCUGGAACUUCGCUCUAAAACCCUCAGAACGUCCAUCCCAGCGACAAACCUAUUUUAGAAGAUCCAACCGUCUCCCAUUCUUGACCUCCCAGCACUUGCAUGCUGUAGACCCCCAAAAUGAUUUCUCCGUGCUCUCCUCCUGAAGAGCCCCCAGCCGCUCCUCAGAGCCCUGUUCCCCAAGCCCCCAUCACUCCACUUCCUCCUCCACCCCCGGCAAGUCUCCAGGCCCCUAUCCCACCCCCUCCUCUGCCACCUCCACCCCCUGUCAGGGGGCUGGCUCCCCCUCAUGUCUUUGGCCUGGAGAAGAGCCAGCUCCUGAAGGAAGCCUUAGAGAAAGCUGGCCCAGUCCCCAGCAGCAGAGAUGACGUCAAGAGGCUCCUGAAGCUGCACAAGGACCGUUUCAGAAGUGACUUGCAAUGGAUCCUCUUCUGUGCCGACCUGCCCUCCCUCAUCCAGGAAGGCCCUCAGUGCGGGCUGGUGGCUCUAUGGAUGGCAGGCACGCUCCUGGCACCACCCAGUGGCGUCCCGCUGGAGAAACUUGUGCAGGUGGCCAUGGAGAGAGGCUACACGGCCCAGGGAGAGAUGUUCUCCGUGGCCGACAUGGGCAAGCUGGCCCAGGAGGCAUUGGGCUGCCAGGUUGAGCAUCUUUGUGGUGGCCUGGGCGGUCCCAACAGAGCCCGUGUCCUGCAGCACCUUGUCUCCGGACAUCCCUUGCUCAUCCCCUACGACGAGGACUUCAACCACGAGCCAUGUCAGAGGAAGGGUCACAAGGCCCACUGGGCAGUGAGCACAGGGCUUCUGCUGGGUGUGCAGGCUGUGCCAAGCCCUGGCUAUGCUGAGGACCCCGAACUGCCAGGUCUGUUCCACCCGGCGCCCAGCACCCUCCACCAGCCACCGUCCCUGCCAGAGGAUGGGUCCCCUGGAGCCGUCUACCUUCUCUCCAAGCAAGGCAAGAGUUGGCAUUACCAACUGUGGGACUACGACCAGGUCCGGGACAGCAACCUGCAGCUGACGGACUUCUCGCCCUCAAGGGCCACCGACGGCAGGGCGUAUGUAGUGCCUGCGGGUGGGGUGCAGGCCGGCCUUUGUGGUCAGGCCCUGCUCCUCACACCACAGGACUUCAGCCGCUAGCCUGCUGCAGCCCUGAGCGGGGGUGACAGGGCCCCGGCCACAACUUGGCUCUUUCACCUUUUGAACAAUGCACCAUUUUCUCCCUUUCUGACGGCCCAUGGGUGUGGACUGUUCUGGGGAACCUCCAGCCAGAGAUUCUCCAUGUGGAGGCCCCCUCCCACCCCAGUCCAUCCAGUCCGAUCCCCUUCCAACAUGCCCGCCCCCCAGUAUUGGGCUCUUGCUCUGUGGCUGGGGUUAAAGCCAGGAGCCAGCGAGACAAGCUCCCUCUCUAGGGAGGGAACUGACCACAGCUCAGCCUGCAGGUCCCGCCUGCCCCACCUGAGUGUUGCAUCCAGCCAUUUCCCACUGGUGACCACCAUCUUCUACAGCACACUCCUCUCUGGACCCCUUUCUACCCCCAUGUCUGUUUCCAUGGAGCCUAGGGAGCCUUGCCUUUCAAAAUGCAAACCAGAUCUUAACCACUCCUCUCCAGAGAAGCUUCCAGCAGGUCCUUGUCCACAGGACAGGGAUUAAACUCUCCCAGCUCCAGCUCACCGGGAUUUCUGCCACGAGCCAUACUAGCCCUUCAAGUCCCUAAAGUGUCAUAUUCCCCCGCACCCAGUCCUCUGCUAAGGAUAACUCCUUACUUUUCUGUUUGGCUCAUCUUCCUCAGGGAAGACUCCCCAGCCCCAGGCACAGCUGCUUCCCAACCUCUCUGUGUUCUGAUUUAGAAACCCACAGUAAGUGCCUCUGAGAGCAGGUCUAUGUGCCAACCCCAUUUGCCUGUUUUAACUCCUCAAAUUCUCCAGCCAGGUAAUAAGGAAGGUACUAGACCUUCCAUUUUAGAGAUGGAGAGACCAAGGCCUGGAGAAGUGCACUCACUGGCCUAAGGUCACAGAGCUGGCCAGUGGCAGGCCAGGACUCAAACCCAGCAGUUAGUACCUAUGCAGACAUGAAGAGGUUAUUAAUUGAAUAAAUACCUGUCACUUCCACUGUGAAAGGGGAGGAACAGGUCUGUCUUGGUCACUUGUGUACCCAGUGCCCAGCGAAGGGUCUGAUUUGGAGAUGCUGUACCGUGUGGUGUUUCUCCCCUAAAGAGUGUGCGUGCACGCGCGCGCGCGCACACGCGCACACACACACACACACACCCACCCCAGGCACCUGUGCGCCAAAGCAUCCCAGCCCUGGCACCUGGUUGGCAGUGUCUGGUGCACCGUCCUGGGAGCCUCUGAGGGCACAGCUUGGAACUACCUUGGUCAGUAGUAUGUUCCCCAUGUUGUCCAACAGAGCCAGGCACAAGAGCAGCAGCUCGGUGAAUGCUGAAUGGUGAAUGCUGAUGGCAGACUGUUCCUGCCUCUAUAUCCCAAACUAGUCAUUAUCACAUGACCCCACCCAGCACUAAUGGCGAGUUUUGAAAAAAAUCCACAAAGUUGACUUUGAA